AUGGCUACGAAUUCAAAUAACGAUCCGUACUACUGCCCGACAAAUAUACCAUCACAUCAGACGUAUUAUCAGCAAGCACUAACGCAAGAGAGCAGACCUGAAAGACACGUGUCAUCAUCCACCAGUUUAUUGAGGGAUACACUAGUACAUGGCAAAAAAACAGUGACACAAAAUUAUGCUUAUUCAUAUACAAACAUAGAUGGUAUGAUUUCGUCAUACCAAAUCACACCAAACAGUCAAAUGAUUUCAUAUAAUUCAUAUCAAACCUCUCCUGUGGAAUAUCCAUCACCAUCUGAAAUAUCGGUGACGGAAUGUGAGGAAUUUCUUAACACCUUACAAUCAGAAGAACAAUGUCAACAACAAAAAUACAAUAAAUAUAACCAAAAUUAUCAAGAACACAAUUAUGUGCAAUCACAUAAUUAUGCUUCAUGUACUCCUGGACCAUCCACUAUUUCAAUGCAACAUGAACAAGACAAAUCAAAGCAGCAAGUCAUUUUUAAUGUACAACAAGGAUUGCAAAUCGAUAGCUAUAACAGAAAUAAUAAUAAUAAUAAUAAUAUAAGACAAAGAAACAAGAAUAUCAGGAUGUCCAAGCAUGACAGACAAAGAGAUCCUUAUUCUAACAACGUUGUAAAUUAUCCAUGGAUGUUUAAAAGGACAAAUGCCCAUCAAGAAAAUGGAACUGAGCAGAAACGCACGAGGCAAACCUAUACGCGCACUCAAAUCUUCGAACUGGAGAAAGAGUUUCGUUUACAUAAAUAUCUUGCAAAAAAACAACGUACAGUAUUAGCUCAAAAUAUUUCUUUAACUGAGCGUCAAGUUAAAAUUUGGUUUCAAAAUCGGCGAAUGAAAGAAAAAAAAUCACCGGUUACAUCCGUAAACAGAGCUGUAUCAACACCAUCGAAAUUAAUAGUAUCAGAAUCCAAUACGCAGAUGACAAUUCACGAAAAUCAAGUAUUAAAUCCAGCGCAACAGACACAAUUACAAUCUCCACAACAAUUUUACGAAGGACAUCAAUAUUAUUUUCCUAAUCAAAAUAUGUUAAGAACUCAUUAUUUAAAUAAUGGGCAUUAUUGA
Mycetomoellerius zeteki is the source of this 1077-nucleotide messenger RNA. Its product is annotated as homeobox protein Hox-D4a. Gene Ontology annotation, molecular function: RNA polymerase II cis-regulatory region sequence-specific DNA binding; DNA-binding transcription factor activity, RNA polymerase II-specific. Gene Ontology annotation, cellular component: nucleus. The coding region runs from base 1 to 1077 and encodes 358 amino acids. Lineage: Eukaryota; Metazoa; Arthropoda; Insecta; Hymenoptera; Formicidae. The record is from RefSeq and is a predicted model, not a curated record. The transcript is spliced from 2 exons. Gene Ontology annotation, biological process: anterior/posterior pattern specification; regulation of transcription by RNA polymerase II.